AGAUUGCACCUACAAAAAUGAAAUUGCACCAAAAUUCUGCUGCUGCCACCAACAAACGCUGCUGCCAUCACCAACAAAUGCUGCCACCAUCACCAACAAAUGCCAUUACCAACAAACCACCAUCGCCAACAAAUGCUGAAUCUA
Racocetra fulgida is the source of this 144-nucleotide messenger RNA. The record is from the annotation of a GenBank genome assembly. Lineage: Eukaryota; Fungi; Glomeromycota; Glomeromycetes; Diversisporales; Gigasporaceae.